UCCUUAUUUGGACUGACGACAGAUGUGAAACAACUUCUAGAAAAUACGGGAAGUGAAGAUUCGAAUGUUUGUCAUGUAGUUCUGUCCCUAGAAAUCCAGAGGCGCAUAACAGUGAGGAUUGUUCUAAAAGCAUUAACUCUACCUCAUCUUCUGGAACUUUGCUUUUUUUCUUGGACAACAGAAUAUCUUUACAGGGUUACGUCGAGGCCUCCAAGGGUCCGGGCGAGUCGUGUGUGCCGCUGCUCCAUAGGAGAGUAGCCCAAGGCUUUUGCCUCGCUCGCCGCGAUGCAGAGAGGCUCUGCAGAUUCGUGCAACAUGGUGCCUGGGUUGUGCCUGCUGCUGCUGCUGUUGCUGCCGCGCAUCUCCGCGGACACACCGGAGCCCUGCGAGUUCGAUGAUGAAGAUUUUCGCUGCUUCUGCAAUUUCACGGAUCCGGAGCCCAACUGGUCGAGCGCCUUACAGUGUACGGUGGCCGUGGAUGUGGAGAUCCGUGGCGGAGGCCGCGGCCUGGAACAAUUCCUCAGGCACGCAAACACCGAUCCGAGCCAGUACGUGGAUAUGGUCAAGGCUCUGCGCUUGCGACGGCUCACGCUGGGCGACGCGCGGGCGCCGAUUCAGCUCCUGGUCGGCCUCCUGAGAGCGCUCGGGUCUUCCCAACGCUUCAAAGAGCUGACGCUUGAGAACAUGGAGAUAACCGGCACACUGCCACCCGUGACUCUGGAAGCCACGGGGCCUGCGCUGUCCACUCUUCGUUUCCAUAAUGUAUCGUGGGCAUCAGGAAAGACUUGGCUGUCCGACUUGCAGCGGUUGCUCAAGCCGGGCCUGAAGGUCCUGAGCAUCACGCGAACGCCCACGCUUUCCUUCGCCUGCGCACAGCUCGACCCCUUCCCAGCACUCAGCAGCCUAGACCUGUCUGAGAAUUCUGCUCUGGACGAGCUUGGAUUGCAAGAGGCUCUCUGCACCGACAAGUUCCCCGCGCUCCAGGACCUGGCGCUUCGCCGGGCGGGCGUGCAGACGCUGGAUGGGGUGUGCUCGGCGCUGGCCGCGGCGGGUGUACGGCCGCGGAGCCUCGACCUCAGCCACAAUGCGCUGCGGACACCUAGCCCGGGCGCCGCUGCCCAGUGCGUCUGGCCGGGCGAACUGAACGCUCUCAUCCUGUCCUUCGCGGGGCUGGAGCAGGUUCCCAGAGGUCUGCCGGCCAAGCUGGACGUGCUCGAUCUCCGCGGCAACCGGCUGACGAGGGUGCCGGAACAGGACGAGCUUCCCGAGGUGAAAACGAUGAUCCUGGACAGGAACCCCUUUCUCGACCCCGAAUUCGCUAAACACCAUGAAACCCAGAGAAAGUCCAGUGCGGUUCCAGCCAGUGCAACUUCGGUCUUGGCCAUAGGGCUGGCAGGAGCUGCAGUGUUGCUUAGAGGGGCCGGGGACUUCGCCUGAGG
Sorex fumeus (smoky shrew) is the source of this 1439-nucleotide messenger RNA. It is a transcript of the gene CD14, whose product is annotated as CD14 molecule. The transcript is spliced from 3 exons. Gene Ontology annotation, cellular component: external side of plasma membrane; membrane raft; lipopolysaccharide receptor complex. The record is from RefSeq and is a predicted model, not a curated record. Gene Ontology annotation, molecular function: protein binding; lipopolysaccharide binding. Gene Ontology annotation, biological process: positive regulation of type I interferon production; positive regulation of type II interferon production; toll-like receptor 4 signaling pathway. Lineage: Eukaryota; Metazoa; Chordata; Mammalia; Eulipotyphla; Soricidae. Bases 286 to 1437 code for a protein of 383 amino acids.